Messenger RNA from Spodoptera exigua (beet armyworm), 2616 nucleotides. The record is from the annotation of a GenBank genome assembly. NCBI's taxonomy places the organism in Eukaryota, Metazoa, Arthropoda, Insecta, Lepidoptera, Noctuidae.
AUGCGACGCGGUGUCGGCCCAGAGCAGGAGAAGGCACAGGGGUGUUUAGUCAACGACGACACAGAAGCAGAACAAACAUCUGGAAAUUAUGAAGUCAGUCGUGGUGAUAUUAUGUACACCGCGCCGUCAACAAGUCGAAGUAGCAGACGACAAUCUACAGUAAAUUACAGAAUUAGUGAGUCUUCAAAUGAAGAGCCAUUUUCACCACCGGUAUCUGAAUAUUUACCAAGUUCGAGUCCUAGUCCGAUAGCAGACUUAGGCAAUACUUUACCAUCUGCAAUAUUGAAUGACUUCGAUUUUAGUUUGAGAGAUUGCUUAGGAAAUUACAUAGAAGGAGUUAAUCCUUUGCCGAAUGAUGCCGAUCUUGAACCCGUAUCCACGUUCUGGUAUAAUGCACCACUUCCUGAAAAGAGCAUAACUGCCGCAGAACCUGAAACAGAACCUACAUUUACUAGCCCUACAAGAACUCUGCUGACUCUUGAAAGUACUACGGUCAUGCUUCGUAAAGCAGAGCCUGCAUCCAUAGCAUGUCGCGACGAAUUUCCGUUAGUUGAACAUAAUACUGCCGCAGAACCUGAAAAAGAACUUACAUCUACAAGUCUUGCAAAAACUCCACAGACUCUUGAAAAUACCCCGGCUAUACUACCUGAAGCAGAACCUACAUCCAUAACAUGUUAUAACGACGAAACUCUUCCAGUUGGACAUAAUACUCUCACAGAACCUAUAUCUACAAGCCCUGAUAGAACUCCACCGGUCUCUUCAAUUGCCACAGCUAUAGUUCCUCACUCAGACCCUCCAAUCAUAGCCUGCCACGUUGAAACUCUACCAGCUGGAUAUAAUUCCACCACAGAACCUGAAGCAACGAAUUCUCGUCCAGUGUUAGUAACUGAAGCUAAUACAAAUCCUAGAAAAAGAAAGCGUAAUCCCGAAAAAUGGUCUCAAACACAAAAAAAAAUCAAAUUAAAUACAGGUCAACAGCCUCAAAAACAAAUGCAAGAGCCUUGCAAGUGUAAGCUUAAAUGCUUUGAAAAAAUACCCAGCGACAGGAGACAGUGGCAGUGCUUUGACAUAGCUCGAAGAGUCGAUAGCCCAGACAUAGAUGUUGACGUCGAAGAACGACUGUGGCGUCAAACUAAAAAAGCUAUCGACCAGUGUGAUUUUUUCUUUAUAAUCGUAGACGUAAAGCUGGAACAAAGGACACAGAGAUAUAGAAAUUAAAUGUCGAAGAAAAAGCAAAAGAAGAUCGAUAGUGCCUACUAUGUCUCCUUGAUCGAGAGGAUCACAACUCUACAUGGCACCAGCCACUUCACCUCGCGAACUGGAAGGUCUCUGCUAAUAUGGACCCUGGCUGUGUUCGGCAACGUGAUGUUAACCAUCGCCUUCAUCAUCGUCAUAAGACAGAAGUUUAAUGAAAACCAAAUUGUUACUGUGAUCAACGCGAACUGCAAAGUGAACCAGGUUCCGUUCCCGGCAGUCAGCAUCUGCAACUAUAACAUGGUGUCUGCGAGGGAAUCACAAAAUAUUGCCAAACUUCUGAGACAAUACAAGAAGCCCGAAGAAGAAAUCAUAGAAUUUUUCAACGCCCUACCGUCUCUGAAGAACUAUGGCAAGUCGAGUAGAGGUCUUGGAAACUUCUCGGACAUUAUGAACAUAUUGAAACACCAUGUCUUUACUGUGGACACUAUCAUGGAAGAGGUCCAUCAAAAGUGUGAAAAUUUGAUCCUCUACUGCACAUUUAAUCGGAAGCCAAAGGAUUGUCAGGACAUGUUCUCCCUGGUCAAGACUUAUGAAGGUCAUUGCUGCACCUUCAACUAUGCUGCUCUUAAUGAUGCCAGUGAAAUACCCCUGCUUCCAUCAGAACCAGAUCCUGAUUUGGAAUACUAUGACGAUCAGAAUCCUGAUGGUGGAAUAUCUACGAACCCAACUAUAAUAGCUACUUCAGAAUCCGGCAGAGGUUCAGGUUUAAGUGUGGUGCUCAAUAUAGAACCCAACGACUACCCAAGCUGGUCUCCAGUACCCUAUUAUGGCGUGAAGGUUCUUUUAAGCGAUCCAAACGACUAUCCAGAAACCACGGUCCUCUACCGAUAUGUAACCUUUGGGGAGUCAGUGGACAUCAAAGUGGAACCGAUGGUCUUCCAGAGCGACUCCAAUGUGCGAAGAGUGGAGCCUCAGUACAGGGGCUGUUGGUUCCAUGAUGAAGUGCUUCUCAGUCAUACUAACCGAUAUAGUUACGAAACCUGUGUUACUGAAUGCAAGAUGAGGAACUAUAUUAAUGCUUGCCACUGUGUGCCUUAUAAAUAUCCGAGAGAAAAAUCGUUGAGAAUCUGUGAUUUUGAAGACCUGAAGUGCUUGAACAACGUAACAGUACACAAAUCUACGAAGGAAAUGAAGUGUGAUCCUAUUUGCUACAUGGAAUGCCGCGACAAGAAGUAUACAGCUACCAGCGACCUGACUCCGUUCCUGCCUGACAACUUUCCCGUGGAAGUCACAGCUGGUAGGAACGUGAGCGAGCUGGCAGCUCUCCAAGUCUACUUCAGCAAAUCAAACUGCAACUGCUACAAGUUGACUCUACUGAUUGACCUAAGCUACUUUGUCGGUAUGUAUGCCAUACUUUAA